Molecule: messenger RNA, 258 nt
Organism: Staurois parvus
Lineage: Eukaryota; Metazoa; Chordata; Amphibia; Anura; Ranidae
Source: the annotation of a GenBank genome assembly
GGGCACACAGAAUUGUUACUGAGGGCCACAGAAUUGUUACUCAGGGACACAGAAUUGUUACUUAGGGACACAGAAUUGUUACUGAGGGCCACAGAACCGUUACUUAGGGCCACAGAAUUGUUACUCAGGGACACAGAAUUGUUACUGAGGGCCACAGAAUUGUUACUUAGGGCCACAGAAUUGUUACUCAGGGACACAGAAUUGUUACUGAGGGCCACAGAACCGUUACUUAGGGCCACAGAAAUUGUUACUUAGGGA